GAUACUAUUGAGUGUUUCAUGCAUGUUGGUCAGAGCAAAAUAAACAAGAUGGCGACCAUGAACAGUCUACUAUUCUAUUGCUAAUUAUUAUAUUAGCUAAUAAGUUUGUGAGGAAGUAGUGCAAUUAUAUACACAGUAUAUAGCACGAGUGCUACAACGUGUAGAAAUCUUCAAGGGAAAAAACUCAAUCACUACCUCUGCCAAGUGUCAGAUCAGCCAGGCUGUAAUGGAUAUGUGGCCCUCAGCAGCAACAACCUGACUGACCAGGCAAGCACCAAAAAAAAAGUGGCCCCUACAUCAGGCUGUGGAGUAGGAAGACUCCUGAAAGCAGUCACAGGUGUAAGUGAGACAGUUUAUCCCUCAUCUUGAUGCUAAGAGUGCAAGAAUGGACAACGGGAGUCAAACAUCACCCUCAAGCAAGCAAGUGUGCAAAAGAACACAGUAUGAAGAUCCCUUUGCCCUACACUCCCUCCUCUCUACAUCAGGAAGCCUUUUGGAUAGCGAAAACUCCCUUUUCCUGGGGCCACUGAUGCCACCCUUACGAAGCAUUGAAGAUCAAUGCGAAGGUAGUAAUCCUCGUACUGGAAGUGGACGAGGAGGAGGAGGAAUCCUACAGCCUUCAAGUGCACCCACAUCUCCUCAGCACAGACACAACAGUGUCACUUCUCCCCCUCCACUCUCUCCUGUUCCUCUUGGGGCCUCUGUUGCCUCCACAUCAUCGGACCCAAACUUCCAUGCAACCAGCCUUCGAGAGAGAAAUGCUGCAAUGCUUAACAAUGAACUCAUGGCCGAUGUUCAUUUUGUUGUUGGGCAACCAGAUCAAGCUUUGUAUCUCUACUGUGAUGAGAUCCGCCUGGAGCCAGAUACAGUUCUAGCGACACUUUAUGCUGCUAAAAAGUACCUUGUUCCACACUUGGCUCAGCAGUGUGUAAAAUUUCUCGAAGUGUCAUUGACAGCUCGAAAUGCCUGCCUGCUUCUUUCACAGUCUCGUCUGUUUGAAGAGCCUGAGCUAAUGACACGCUGUUGGGAAGUUAUUGAUGCUCAGGCUGAGAUGGCACUACAAUCUGAUGGCUUUGUAGAUAUUGACUUUCCGACUCUGACCAGUGUCUUGUCAAGAGAAACUUUGAAUUGCCGAGAAAUUAUUCUCUUUGAUGCAGCAUUAUCCUGGGCUGAAGCAGAGUGUAUACGUCAAGAACUAGAACCAACAGCUGAAAAUAAACGAAAGUAUCUCAAUCAACUUUCAUCAUCAAGAAUUCCUACAAGCUCUUGAAUGAUGGGCUUGUCCUUAAAAUCUCUUGGAAAAUUUCAUGGACCUCUUGAAUUCUCAUUUGGGACUAAUUUUGUUCAGGGUGGGAUAUUCACAUAUCCCAUGUUGUGAAAAUGUGAGGUGUCUUUGAUGUAGUUCUAAAUAUUCCAUGCAGAAUCCUCAAGUUGUGAGUAGUUCCCAGGUGAUUAAACAAUUAAAGAAUUCUUUCCAAAUGUGAUCUGCAUAAUUGUUCAGUGAGGUAGCUUAUUUAAGGAAGCUAAAGUAAACAAGACUGCCUUGUUUUCUAAGAGCUUCCAUUUUGUUUGGAAAAUCUUAAGUACACAGGCCACCUCUAUAUUUGGGCAGAUUUUGUCCUGAAAAUUUGUCAGAUUUAUUGAAAAAAAAAAAAAAAAGUCUUCAAGCCAGGCUUCAUCCACUUGG
Messenger RNA from Cherax quadricarinatus, 1687 nucleotides. NCBI's taxonomy places the organism in Eukaryota, Metazoa, Arthropoda, Malacostraca, Decapoda, Parastacidae. The record is from RefSeq and is a predicted model, not a curated record.